Rangifer tarandus platyrhynchus (Svalbard reindeer) is the source of this 633-nucleotide messenger RNA. The record is from the annotation of a GenBank genome assembly. Lineage: Eukaryota; Metazoa; Chordata; Mammalia; Artiodactyla; Cervidae.
AUGACAGGAAUAUUCUGGGUUCGGGCUGUCACAUUCAUUUCCCUCCUAACCCUCAGUUGUGCGCCAGAUUCCGCUUUGGGGCCGGGCGUCCUGCUGCGCACGCCCCAUCAUAACGAGGCAGUAACGAGACAAAUUAGGCGCCGAGGCCAUCCCCCCGAGCCCCUCGCCUUGGCUGACCUGGCUCCAUCCCCCCCGGGGCCCCUGGUCCCUCUUCUUGUCACCGGGUCUCAGGGCUACCAGCCGUCAUCACCCCAGCGGCCGGGAAUGAAGAAGCAUCUUCCCAGGCGACCGGCAGAGCAGUGGGGGAAGACCAAGAGAAAGCAAAGCCUCUGCCCCGAGCUGUGCCCGGCGCGGGCACCCCACCCCGAGCUGUGCCCGGCACAGGCACCCCACGGCCAGCUCGCUGGCGCCCACUGCCUGCUGCUGUCAACGUUCAUUCACGGCCCGGUGGAGCCCCGGCAAGACCCAGUGCUGCAUCAGGGUUGCAUCGUGACGGUAACAAGUGCAACGGGCAAUGAGCAUACCUGUGGUGGAACACGGCUGCAGCCUGUCCAGCACACGCCCUGCGGGAGCAGAAGGGCCCCCUCUAGAACAGGGCUGCGGCCCAGCCGCACUCGUGAGCUCCUUGUGUAG